Moesziomyces antarcticus is the source of this 3990-nucleotide messenger RNA. RefSeq names its product ankyrin. Gene Ontology annotation, molecular function: protein binding. The transcript has a single exon. The record is from RefSeq and is a predicted model, not a curated record. NCBI's taxonomy places the organism in Eukaryota, Fungi, Basidiomycota, Ustilaginomycetes, Ustilaginales, Ustilaginaceae. Bases 1 to 3990 code for a protein of 1329 amino acids.
AUGCUGCGUAGUGCUGUAAGCCGCACCACGCUCAAGGCCGUCGGCCAGAGCGGCCUCGGCGGCAACUCGGGCCACGUCGACGGCAUGCAUCCCAAUCUCGGCCUGCACAACGCCGCCGCCACGGGCAACAUCGGCCUCGUCAAGUUCGCCCUCGAAAAUGGCCAGCCAGCCAACAGCAACCUCAACGGUAUCCUCCCCCUCCAUGCCGCCUGCUCCGGCGGAAGCGAGCAGAGCGUCCGCAUGCUCAUCUUCCACGGCGCAGACGUCAACGCGCCUCGCCUCAAGUCAAAGGGAUCUACCGGCCCGGGCGCAGAGGCAUCCACCCCACUUCACUUUGCUGCUGCCAACGGCCACCUCGACAUCGUCCGCAUCCUCCUCGAAGCAGGCGCACGUCCCGCCGCCGUAGACAAGGACGGCCUCGUCCCAGAGGCACUCGCUCUCGGCAACGGCCACACAGAGUGCGCCAACCUCAUCCGCUCCUGGAUCUCCGCCUACGGUUCCAACGGCCUCGCAGGCAUGGUCGAAUCGCGAGAGACCGUCAGCGGCGACGUCGCCCUCGGCCCCGCCGCCUAUAUCCGCUACGCCGCCUCCGGCAGGAGCAACUCGCCACUCUCGCCCACCGCCGCCUCCCAAUCCAACGGCUCAGCACCAGCAGGCAUCACUUCCUUUUCCGUUCCCAGCACCCCUCAGGCCCACAUCGGACUCAACACACAAGCCUCUUCCGACACUCUUGCUACCAACAAUGGCUCCAGGCUGGCUGGCUCACGCUCAGCCACGCCUUCCAAGAACGGCCUGCUCGCAAAGACAAGCUCGAAUCCCAACCUCCGCAGCCAAACCACCACCGCAGCCGCUACGCCACCUCUGCCCGUCGCUUCGCCCUCCGCCCUGUCCGCUUCCGUUUCUCAGGCAGCGCCGAGGAGCGCCUCUCACACUGCAUCUACAUCCGGCUUCACGCUCGAGAACAGGGAUUCGAACGGCCAGCUACCAUCGACCGCCACCACCACCAGAUCGUCGUCCUCCAACAGUACUUCGGCAGCAGGAACCAGCGCCACCAGCGCCAACAUCGGCGCUUCCGCAUCUGGCAGCGUACGCGAGUCCAAACGUCGACCAUCCUUACCCUCCAUCUUGGAAAAGGCCGCGCAUCCGGCGGCUUCGCUCCGGGCCGCCCUUGCCAGCGGCUCAUCAUCACACAUGGGUGGCAGUCUGUCGCAGGCAACCUCCAGCAGAUACAUUGAUCACUCAUACGAUGCCAGCACAACCAGUCCGGGCAAGAAGCACUCCAAGCUCGCCGGCAAACGCAGCCUCUCCAACAUGCUCAGGAAAGCCACUGGCGGAUCGCAUUCCGGCAGCCAGUCCACCACGCUGUCUCCGUCUAUGCCCGCUUCUUCGAGCUCCUUCCUGGCCGACACCUCCGCAGCGAGCAGCAUGGGCGGUGGUCUCCCCAUCAAUCUCGAUGCGCUCUCCAAGCCCGGACGCGCAUCUGGCAAGUCCUUCGACUAUCCACGCCCUGCCGCAUCCUCCCUGCAGCGAGGCGCCCGCCGCCAUGGCGCCAGUGAGAGCUCGAGCGAGGACGCAGAUGCAAUCCUCGCCGCCGCAGGCCAACCACCUCUGCCUCCGCUCGACCAGCAGCGUCGCCUUCGAUCCACUUCUUCUUCGUCGUCGCUCUCGGCCGCUCGCGAUCCCCUGUCCGUGGGCAACAAGAUUCGACGAGCGCGUGCCGGCUCAAACGACCAGAUCACAAGCAACUCGGCUCGCAUGGCACGGCUUCCCUUGAGAGGAAAUGCAUCCCUCGAUCUUCUGCGUCCGGGCAGCUAUGGUCCAGCCGACAGCCAAGACCUCGGCUCAUCUGUUUCCACCGAGGCCGCACGCAUCGAGCGCCAGCGAGCAGGUUCGACCGGCAGCCGCGCGACUGCUAACCGGGACCGAUCCGUCAGUGGAGCCAGCACACGCAGCGCCGACACGACCGAUCACGAACGCAGCCAAGCCAGCUCCGCCGCCAACCACACCGCUGACGACGAUGAUCUGCAAGAGUUCCUCCACCACGCAGACUCAGAGCCGGGAGACUCGACGCUCGACGCAGAGGACCGUUCGCACGCACACCAACUUCCGGCAGCCCUGCGCAACACGACGGCUCCCAAGCAGAUUGAUCCAAGAGACACGGCGCUGUUGGCCAGGACCAAUGCCGCGCUGGGUCCCUCGGGCGCAUACAAUCUGAACACACGGGACCGAUCCGGAAGCCACGUAUCUACGCUAAGCUCCGGCUCGCAUUCCGGCAGCAGCGCCAUCGGAGUCGGGGUCGCAUCCAGCGAGUCGCAUUCGAGGGACUCGCCCAGUCUGUCGGCGAGCUAUCAAGCACUGUCGAUUGCCGAAGAGAACGGAGUGGCAGCUUCUGCGGCACAAAGCCGACCUGCUCGAGCUCCGUCGGUCGCAGACAGCCUGACGAGCCACGCGUCCUCGUCGUCGCUGCGAUCCAACUAUCUCAGUGCAGCUGAGCAGGCGCACGCCAUCUUGAACCACGACGCGCCUUUCGCUUCCGACGGGCCUGGUGGAACGAGCGCCUCGCUCGCCGCCCAGCUGGCGGCCUACGGAGAAGCACUGGCUCUUGAGAGAAAGCGAGCUGGCGAUACGCGCUCGGGGCCUUCGCCGAGUUUGAGUACUCGCGGCAGCAACGCAGCGCUGCGUUCCAAGCUGCCGAGCGUGAGCGAGGAUCACUCGCCUUCGCGGUCGGCGAGCCACAGCGCGCACAGCUUCUCGGCCGGCGAAUCGCGCACGCCCAACUACCCGGCCACUGCAGCGCAGUCGUACAACCGACGCGUUUCGCGCAGGCCGCACAGCAGCGAAGGUCGUCAGACCCAGGAUGCCGGGCAGCGUAGCCUUGCAGGAUUGACCCAAUCCUCGUCGGAUCGGGCGAAGCUGACCGAGCGGUCUGCCGAGCGCAGUGUCGAGCGCAGUGCCGGAACAGCAAGUCGAGGCCAGGAUGGCGACGCUACGCAAAAGAGCGGAUGGCUCGAGCCGCACGGCCUCGGUGGGGAGAGGCAGCCGAUCGUCUCGCCAAAGCUUUCGGCUGCUAGUGGGCUCGGCUCGCCAAUGCACCUGCAGUCCACGCAGGGCUGGGUGCGGGACGAUGCUGCUGGCGACGCAUCAGAAUCGUCGACCGCAACGAGGCCCGCUUCAAGCACAACCCAAGAUGUGCGCGACUCUGCGCCCGCUGUGCCGCCCAAGGACCAGCGACGACGUCGGCACGGGCCCGACACGCUGCACGGUGGAGUGGGAGCGCUCGCGCUGGCUGCAGCAGCCAAGCCGACGCCGGUGGUGGACAUGGACGACGGCGACGAAGACGACCCCAAGACGCCCGUGCUCGGAGGCAGCCGCACCAUGCUCGACAAGUUUGCCACGUCGCCGCGCAGCCUGCAUCGGCACAGCCCGUCGAUGCCAACGGAGCUGAGCUCGUACACGGCUGCGCGCAGGGAGCGCUCUCCUGCGGUGGGGCUGAGCGACAGCGCCGGAAGCAGCACGGCGAGCUCGACGCCGCCCGUGCCGCCUCCGCGCAAAGAGUCGAUCAACAUGGGUGAGCUGGGCGAGCUGGCCGAACUCGGCUCCCUUGGGCUUGAAGAGCGUGUUACGUCGGACAGGCGCAUGCUGACACCGGAUUCUGCCACCUGGUCAUCCUGGCGCGGUGGCAGCGUCGGCGGCGGCGGCGAAGGGCAAGAGGAGUUUGGCCGCGACAAGGCUGGCAGUCGGUGGGAAGGGCUGCGACGGCCGAGUCUCAAUAUGCUGCGCAGUGCCACUUCGUCGUCGACGCACUCGCAGACGCCGAGUCAGGCGUCGGGCGGCGCGUCGGACUCGUACGGCCACAGCCGGUGGUCGACCGACGAAACGGCGGGACGAGUGGACGUGGCUGGCGGCGGUGCAGCAUCGCAGCCCGCCUCUGGCGGAAAGCGCGGUCUUGUGCGCAACCUCAUCAACAAGGCCAAAGGCACCGCAUCGUAG